ACAGCUUUGUGAACUGAAGAAGCAACGAUAAGCAACCAAUGGCGCUAACCGCAGCUGUCACCCACGCCUCGCGCGCGCUCCCGCGGCGGCGCCACCGCCGCGCUCCGGCUCCCUCCACCCGCCUCGCCCCUCCCCUUACCGCGCCGCCGCCACCGCCGACACGUCCGGCGACCCUCGACCGCGUGCUCUCCGACCUGGAGGCCCAGCCGCGCCUCCUCACGCCGUCCCUCCUCGCGCCCCUCCUCGCCGCGCUCCCGCUCCACCCGUCCCCGCGCCGCCGCCUCGCCGCGCUCCGCGGCCUCCUGCCGGUCUCCCUCCUCCGCCGCCACCCGGACCUCGCGCUCCGCCUCCUCCACAUCCACGCCUCCCUCGGCCUCCUCGCGUACGCGCACCACAUCUUCGACCACCUCCUCCCCGCGCGCACCCGCCGAGAGCGCGCGUUCCCGUGGAACUGCCUCAUCGCCGGAUACGCACACGUCGGCCGCUACAACGACGCGCUCGCCCUCUACCUCCAGAUGGACGAGGAGGGCGCCCCGCGCGACGGGUUCACCUUCGAGAGCGCGCUCCGGGCCUGCGCUGGCGGCCGGUCCGCCGAGCUUGGUCGGGCCGUGCACCGCGACGCCCUGCGCGCCGGCCUCGCCGCCGACGUCUCCGUGUGCGACGCCCUCGUGGAGAUGUAUGCUCACUGCGGCGACAUGGAGAUGGCGUGCCAGGUGUUUGACGCAAUGCCGGAGAGGGACGCCGUCUCGUGCAACGUCAUGCUCGCUGGCUUGCUGGGGCACGGUGGUCUCUCUCCUCAGGCAACGGAGGUAUGGAGGAGGAUGCUCGGAGAAGGGCACAAGCCCGACUCCGUCGUGCUGUCGACGAUUCUCUGCCAUCACCCUGAUGAUGGCAAACAGGGACCGGAGGUUCAUGCCUGGGUGAUCCGCCAUGGGCUCGACACAGAGUUGUCAGUGGCAAACGCUCUGAUUGGAAUGUACUCCAGAAAGAAUGAGCUAGGCCACGCCCUGUCCGUGUUCGAGUGGAUGCCGGUCAGGGACCUGGCCUCGUGGAAUGCUAUAAUCUCUGCGCACAGCCAAGACUUCAGAGUUCUCAUGAUGUUCCGCCGCAUGGUGGACUCCGGAGUGCGGCCGGAUGAGACCACCUUUGCGGCGGUGCUCUCCGCGUGCGACAGUCUAGGAUUGGUGGAGGGCGGCAUGAGGCUGUUUUCUGAGAUGGAGAACAAGUACAGAAUUCAGCCUAUUCUGGAGCACUACACCUCUGUGGUCAACAUGCUAGGCAAAGCUGGGAUGGUGGAUGAGGCAUACGAGUUCAUGUCAAAGCGGAUGUGUCUCAGCAGUGAGCCCACUGUCUUGAGGGCUCUUCUACAUGCUAGCUCAGUACAUGGCAACAUCAGGAUAGGACAAAUCACCGCAAAGAAGUUACUCGACCUGGAGCCUGACAAUGUGCAUAAUUUCGUCACAGUAAUGAAGAUGUAUGAAAACACGGGUAGGUUGGAGGAGCUCGAGAAGGUGAAGAAGGAAAUGAGGGAUAAAGGGCUGUAACAUUUGGCCUGUUGGAUCAUCACUGAUCACAACUUCUGUAUAAAGCUCCAGCAUCUUCUUUGUUGCCAAGUA
Molecule: messenger RNA, 1616 nt
Organism: Aegilops tauschii subsp. strangulata
Lineage: Eukaryota; Viridiplantae; Streptophyta; Magnoliopsida; Poales; Poaceae
Product: pentatricopeptide repeat-containing protein At4g25270, chloroplastic
Biological process (GO): RNA modification
Molecular function (GO): protein binding; RNA binding
Source: RefSeq, a predicted model, not a curated record